GUAUCUCUAUAUAUCAUUAAAUCGUAAUUUGAAUUUAUGGAGGAUGUGGUCACUGGCAAGUGAAGACAAUUCAAAUAAAGAUGAUUGUGAUGCACCUUGUGUUCGAUCAAAGCAUGCUGUGUGCUUGACUGAAGAAGGACUGUUUUAUUUACUGGGGGGACUUUCAGGGAACUUACCAUUGAAAGACCUAUGGAGGUAUGAUCCUGUUCAAAACCAGUGGAAAGAAGUCCAUUAUAAUGAACAUGGUCCUCCUUUUCUUCAGGAGCACACAAUGGUUUCAUGGAAGGAUAAACUGUAUGUUUUUGGAGGAGAAGUAGGUUUUGCAACAACAGGAGAAACACCUUUGUGGGUAUUAAGUACGGAAUCAAAUUCAUGGAAAAAGAUGCAUUCCAAGACAGCAGUUUUUUCACAACCAUCUGGACGGCGUGGACAUACUGCUUUGAAGUACAAUGGUAUGAUGUAUAUCUAUGGUGGUUAUCAAGAUUUGAAAGGAUCAUCAGGGGAACUUUGGGCAUUUGAUUUUGAGUCAGAAAGGUGGCACUUUUUUAAGUUCCCGAAUUUUUUGGAAUGUCCUUUGCCACGUCAUAAUCACACCAGUGUCAUUCAUGAUGAAGCUAUGUGGGUAUAUGGAGGAAUGACAGACUUGCAGGAAAGAGGAGACUUUUGGAAAUUGGACUUUUCAACACUGAAGUGGUCAAGAAUAAAAACAAAUAAAGGACCAGGAGAGCUGCACAACCAUUCAGCUGUGAAAUUUUUAGAAUACAUGUACAUCUUUGGAGGGGAGCGUGAUGUAACCAUUUUCAAUGACUUAUGGAGAUAUCACUUUGCAAGUCGAAUUUGGGAAAGGGUCAUCAUUAAGGGAUUAAUGCCCAAUCCAGUCAGUCAUCAUGUUGCUCUUGUUAAUCCAACCCAAUUUACUUGGGAAGAGAAGUACCAUGCAUGGGAACAUCCAAGAACUUUUGCAGUAAAAAACCAAUACAGUGUUUCUGACAAACCAUCCACUCACAAGAAUGAACCUUGCACCCAAAAUCUUUCAGAACCAGCUCAGAGUAAUCAUUUGAAAACUUCAGAAAAUAGAAAAUCACAGCAGUAUUUCAAAUUCCGUGUUCAUCCUGUUUCUAGAUCACACAUUAAAUCUUCAGAAUCUGAGAAGGACAAAAAGAAUAAACAGUCCAUUGCAGUUGCUUACAAUGCAUCUACAGACCACGUGCAACUAAGGUCAUUAAGAGAUGGAUUAAAAAGUAGCAGUUUGCUCAAAAAUUUACGCAGUGGUAGCCACAAUGUUCUUUGUAGUCCUUAUGUUUCUGAACAAGAAGAAGAGUUGAUGUGCCUCAUGGAAGAAACUUGUUCACUUCAAGAAAGCCCUCUCUCUUCUCCAAACCUUCUAAUUCAGAAAUCUUCUAGCUCUGAGGCAGUUUUAGUGUCAGGUGGCAAACUAUCAACUUUCCAAAAGAAAAAUGAUGUUGUGUUUCCAGAUGAUCGUGAACCACUUGUAAAAAACGAAUCUUUUGAAAUCUAUGAUUUACAACAUUUAUCACAGCAAUUCAAAGUGUCUCAAGCUAUCGAUCAAUUUUGUUGGACUAGUAAUGAGAAAGUUGGCAAUGAGAAUAUGGAUCAGAUUCCAGAUAGUGGCAUCAACUCGGUAACACCAGUAGAAAGUUGCUCCAAGGAUUAUGCUUUUGCCUUUCAUUCUCCAAGAUCUGUUCCACUUGAACAUGAAUAUUCAUCUAUCAUAGAUAUGGAUGAUAAAAGAACUAAUGUAAGUACUAAGGAUGUAAAAUCCGAUUACUGUAGCAACCAAAGAACUUCUGCUGGAGCUUUGUUGAUUGACUUAGAAGAUAUAAAUCUUCAUCAGUCAAAGAUAUCAAAAAUAAAUGAACAAAGGUCAAAUUUUUCUCCUGUGUUAGAGGAUUGUUCCCAGGCUUGCAGCCCAGUUGGUGAUGAAUUUGGCAUGUCUAACUCAGUCUCUAGAAACUCACAACAUCAGUCUGUUACCAAAGAUGAGUCCAACCAUAUUAAAGAUAUCCAUCAAGAUUUUGCUAGUGUUUUAAAUCCAGAGACUUAUGAUCGUGUUUUAUAUCAAAGGAAAGGUAAUCCUGUGGAAAUGCAACUCCUUAAUCCAACCCAUGAACUCAUUUUAGGUAAUUUCUGCAGAGGUAACAUGACAAAGAGUGAUAACAGAGAAGGAAUAGAACAGGUCUUAGAAAAUUCACAGAAAACUGUUCACACAGCAGCCAAGGAAACAGCAACUGUAGUACCAUCUGAUUUGCAAACUAAUGCCUUACCUGAUUGUGAAGUAACACAAGAAAAAGUUAUUAAUGUUUCUAAUUCAAAAUUGGCCAGAAGCUUAUCAAAAAACAAAGAAGAACAACACAAGUGGGAGCUCUGCAUGUAUGUGAUUGGCGGUCGAGAACUAGGAAUAUCAAGCUUUUGUAGACAACCUAUCUCAGUAUGGAAACUGUAUAUUUAAAGUGCAAUGCCAUGUGUAACUUAGUUAGUGGACCAACUUCAGUUCAAUAAACAUCAUAUAACAUGUACAAAAUGAUUUAAGAUAUAAAUUAUGACAUUUGAAAUGUAUACAGAUUAUAUGUAUUUUUAAUGUUUUAAAGAUUGAGUCAUUGGCUUUUUUUUCAUUGAUUCACAAAUCCACAGUAUUAUAAAAAAGGGAAGUAGGUUUUUAUUAAGAGAUUUCAAAUAUUUAUGAAACUAAUAUGAAGUAUAAAUACAUGACAAAACAUUUUUGUAAUUGCACAGUGAGUAACUUAUUAGCUGAAACACAUACUAAAUUUAUUUCAUUGUAAAUUAUUAGAAAAAAGCAGGUAGACUGAAUGCAGAAGUUUUAAAACAGCUUACCAUUUGCUUUCUCAGAGAGUUUAAUGGAUAAAAAGUACAUCAUAAUGCUUAAAUCUAUUUUUUCAUGAAUUAUUACAAAUUACAGUAAAUAACACCUUUCAUGAUCUCAAUGCCAAGAGCAUAGAAAAAUAGAAAUGAUCUUCAAUGCUCAGUAGAAUAAGAUCUAACAAAAGUUUUGAUGGUUUACAGUAAUUUGUUGUAAUAUUUUACUAAACUUGAAUGUUUGUGCACUAAUUUUAACAAAAGAUCUUAACAUUUAUUAUGAUAAAACAAUUUAUCUUAUAUGAUUAUUGUUUUUAUUUAUACUUGUUGUAUCUUUGUUUUACCUUUUCAAAAUUUAGUUGUUUAUAUAUUUUAUGGAAUCUCAAGUGUUCUGAAAAUGAGCAAGAUUCAAAGCUUUAAUGAUAUAUAGUCUAACAAAAGUGGAAGCUCUUGUUCCUUAAUUUUUUAUUAUGGUGAUCUUAAGAACACAUAGAUUUAUCUUAUUUUGUUCUUUGAGAAGGAACUUGAAGUGUUGACUGUUUGGUGGGCUGUCAGUAUAUGUUUUAUACUCGUGUGAAGUUUACUCUUCUGAAGUUUAUGUGUGCAUUGAUUCAUUCUUCUAGUCUCCUUGCUAUUGGUCCUAUGUACUCUUUCUAUUUUGCAACUCAAACAUUAUACUGAUGCAUAAGUAUGGAGUUAUGUAAACAGUUGAUUCAUGCACCAGUACUAAUACUCAAGCUCCAAAAAAGAGUAUGUAGGAUCAACAGCCAGGAGAUAAGAAGAACAAGUCAGAAGUGUAAACCCCACAACAAUAGAAAAAACACAUAUUGAACUGUAACGACAGCUCGCCAAACAACAAACACUUCAGGAUCCUUCUCAGAGCAUAGAAUGAGUUAACUCUACAUGCUAUUGAAACCACCACAUUAAAACUAAGGAAGUCGGCAAUCAACAUUUGGAAAUAAAAGUUUUCUCUUUUGCUAAAACUGUAAAUGAACCUUCUUAUGUUAUACAGCCUUGAGUCAAUAUUUUCAAGAAAUCUGACAAAGCAACAGUUCAUAAUGAAAAAUUGUGUUUGAAAAAUAUAGAUAUUAUCAAAAUGAAGCUUAUUGUAUUCAACUUUGAAUAGUUCCUGAAAUUUUGCUGAAUUUACAUAAUUUGAAUAUUUUGCAUGACCAUUAUUUUUUAGAAGAGGUAUAAUACUUUUUCAUGUAAGUACAAAUCCUACUGUUCAGAAAUGUUUGCU
Messenger RNA from Limulus polyphemus (Atlantic horseshoe crab), 4078 nucleotides. RefSeq names its product tip elongation aberrant protein 3-like. Gene Ontology annotation, cellular component: Golgi apparatus. Gene Ontology annotation, molecular function: protein binding. The transcript is spliced from 9 exons. The record is from RefSeq and is a predicted model, not a curated record. Lineage: Eukaryota; Metazoa; Arthropoda; Merostomata; Xiphosura; Limulidae. The coding region runs from base 44 to 2470 and encodes 808 amino acids.